Papilio polytes (common Mormon) is the source of this 815-nucleotide messenger RNA. It is a transcript of the gene Teh2, whose product is annotated as protein tipE. The transcript has 2 exons. Gene Ontology annotation, molecular function: sodium channel regulator activity. NCBI's taxonomy places the organism in Eukaryota, Metazoa, Arthropoda, Insecta, Lepidoptera, Papilionidae. The annotation marks the transcript as partial. Gene Ontology annotation, biological process: regulation of sodium ion transport. The record is from RefSeq and is a predicted model, not a curated record.
ACCCCGCUGGAGCCGACAAGGGAGCAGCUACUAAAUCACUUUUUUGAAAGAUUUAAAUUUUACACGUCACUCUGCCUCGGUACGUCAGCUAUACUCGCUGUCUUCGCUUUCCUCUUUCUGAUACCGUUCGUGGUGGAACCAGCUAUACAGACGAUUCUCGCUGAAUUCGUACCAGAAGCGGGAAUCUGUUCUGUUGCCGACCAUGUUCAUGCGGAGACACUGACGAACUGUACAUGGGCAUCGUGUAGGGAAGGUUGUACUACGGCACACACUAAGUGUCAUAAAAUCCGAGUAAAUCUCGCAAGGAAACCUUUUGUGGAAGGAGCACCCGCACCAACUGAAUGGGACGAGACAGACUUGCGAUUUUUGAUAAAUCCCGAAGGCUGUGGAUAUCCACCGAGAGUGAAUUGCUCGGUGUUCGCAAGUGACUACGCUGGUCCUCGAGCCCCGAAAACUUUCCCAUGUUACUACAGUCUGACACGACCAGAUUUGGUUGUCGCAAGAUACUCAUGGGAAUCGACUGUGAGAGGGUUGAUCCUCGCAUUGGUGCUACCAACCACUGUCUUCGUAUUCAGUCUUAGUGUGCUCGCCUACUGGCAUUGUCGAUGCUGCAAUAAAGCUUGCAAUAGACGGGUGCACGCUGAGUCAUUCACGAGCAAAGAGGAUAGCAAGCUCCUUUGUGAAUUGGACGAAGACCCGAGUGAUGACGUCUUCUGACGCCGAGCGACUGUUGCUAGGCGACGUGCCUCCCCACGCUCUGAAGGGUAUACGCAGCUAUGAACCUCUGCGGUGCGUAGCACUGCGUAGCAUAGUAC